This is a messenger RNA of Pseudoliparis swirei, 1176 nucleotides long. It is a transcript of the gene aipl1, whose product is annotated as aryl hydrocarbon receptor interacting protein-like 1. Lineage: Eukaryota; Metazoa; Chordata; Actinopteri; Perciformes; Liparidae. Bases 91 to 1083 code for a protein of 330 amino acids. Gene Ontology annotation, molecular function: peptidyl-prolyl cis-trans isomerase activity; protein binding. The transcript is spliced from 6 exons. The record is from RefSeq and is a predicted model, not a curated record.
UCCAUGCACACACACACAUACUCAUUCACACAUAUUCAUACAUACCUGCAUGGUAGUAUUAGGUGAUCCAUAUUAAUAAAGCAAACAAAGAUGUCGGAUAUGCAGGACACCAUGCUGCUGGGCUUGGAGGGAAUCAAAAAAACGAUCCUGCACGGAGGCACCGGAGACAUCCCCAAAUACAUCACAGGGGCGAAGGUGACGUUCCACUUCCGCACCCAGCUGUGCGACGACGAGCGCACCGUGAUCGACGACAGCCGCGUGGCGGGCACGCCGAUGGAGGUCGUCAUCGGCAACAUGUUCAAGCUGGACAUCUGGGAGACGCUGCUGUCCUCCAUGAGGGGCGGCGAGGUCGCCGAGUUCUGGUGCGACGUCAUCCACACCGGCGUCUACGCCCUGGUGGCCAAGAGCAUGCGGCGCAUCGCCGAGGGCAAAGACCCGGUGGACUGGCACAUCCACUCGUGCGGCAUGGCCAACAUGUUCGCCUACCACAGCCUGGGCUACGACGACCUGGACGAGCUGAUGAAGGAGCCCAAGCCCCUCUUCUUCGUCAUGGAGCUCAUCAGGGUGCAGCAGCCCAGCGACUACAACAGGGAGACGUGGGCUCUGAGCGACGCCGAGCGGCUGCAGGUCGUCCCCGUGCUGCACGGCCACGGCAACCGGCUGUACAAGCUGGGCCGCUACGAGGACGCCACGCACAAGUACAAGGAGGCGCUCGUCUGCAUCAAGAACGUCCAGAUGAAGGAGAAGGCGUGGGAGGCGCCGUGGCUGAAGCUGGAGAAGAUGGGGAACACGCUGACGCUCAACUACUGCCAGUGUCUGCUGCGCAUGGAGGAGUUCUACGAGGCCAUCGAGCACACGAGCGACAUCAUCAACCAGCACCCGGGUGACUUCAAGGCCUUCUACCUGCGGGGGAAGGCCCACGCCGAGGUGUGGAACGAGGCCGAGGCCCGGCAGGACUUCAGCCGGGUUCUGGACCUGGACCCGGGCAUGAGGAAGGCCGUGAAGAGGGACCUGGCGGUGCUCAACAUGCGCAUGGAGGAGAAGAACCACGAGGACCGGGACAAGUACAAAGGCAUGUUCUGAGGACGAAGACGAGCUGAGGACCUCUUCCUCUUUAAGCCCCUCCCAUCAAAAUGACCCGUGGUUUAUUAAAAAUCUGGAAGUUUUAGAAGUGCG